Molecule: messenger RNA, 590 nt
Organism: Electrophorus electricus (electric eel)
Lineage: Eukaryota; Metazoa; Chordata; Actinopteri; Gymnotiformes; Gymnotidae
Gene: tomm7
Product: translocase of outer mitochondrial membrane 7 homolog (yeast)
Biological process (GO): protein import into mitochondrial matrix
Cellular component (GO): mitochondrial outer membrane translocase complex
Source: RefSeq, a predicted model, not a curated record
UGAUCGAUUUGCGGCACCGUGGUCUCCGUGUUCUGUCCUUCACGGCAACCGUCUUGUUGUAGAGAGGCAGCAGCUAAAAAAAUGGCCAAACUAAGCAAAGAGACAAAACAACGUCUGCAACAGGUCUUCCAGUGCGGGCAGUUCGUUAUUCGGUGGGGUUUUAUCCCUACCGUUCUUUACCUAGGAUUCAAACGGGGAGCUGAUCCCGGAAUGCCAGAACCCACAGUCCUAAGUUUGCUUUGGGGAUGAAGAGUGACGACGAGCACUGCUGCUGCUGAACACCACCGAGCCGUGAAGCAUCCCUGCUCCCAGUGACGUUCCAUUUUUGGAUUGCACGGGGCGAGUGAAUCCCUACACCUCACCGCGGGAUCAGCAAAACUCUCUCCUCACACUCGUUGCCUGCUGCUUACAGAAACCCAGCUUCUCAGUGACUUCUGUGUCUAAGGGAGAUGGUUAAGAACACUGUCUGAACCUUGGUGUUUGGUAUACCAUUUGUCAUAUGUUUAAUUGAACGGUUUGUGCUGUUCUCUGUUGCUCCAGCAGUGUUUGUUAGUGUUUGCACCAACAUGAGCAAAGUAAAAAAAAAAAAA